Fukomys damarensis (Damara mole-rat) is the source of this 2797-nucleotide messenger RNA. RefSeq names its product DExD-box helicase 21 (gene Ddx21). Bases 126 to 2459 code for a protein of 777 amino acids. The record is from RefSeq and is a predicted model, not a curated record. Gene Ontology annotation, molecular function: RNA binding; ATP binding; RNA helicase activity. The transcript is spliced from 15 exons. Lineage: Eukaryota; Metazoa; Chordata; Mammalia; Rodentia; Bathyergidae.
CCUGUUUCCGCCGGAAAUGCAUCACUACCGGAAGUGACGGCUUGGGUGGGCCGAGGGGUUUGUACUCUCUCUUCCUUUGCACGCGGUUGAGGAGAUCGGUAGGCCUGGGCAGCGCGUGCUGAGUGAUGCCGGGAAAACUCCGUAGUAACGCAGGUUUGGAAUCGGACAUGGCCGUGGAAAAGAAAGGAAACGAGAAGAAAGGUAGAAAAGAGAAGCCAAAAUCUAACAAGACUGAAGAGUCAGCAGAAGGAAAGGAAGAAACUGUUUCUUCCAAAGCUAAAAAUGUGAAAAAGAAAGCAGGUCCUUCUGAAGUUGAUGUGAAUCCUCCUAAAUCCAAAAAGACCAAAAAGCAAGAGGAGACAUCUCAAGAUGAAGUUGUUUCCCCUAAAACCAAAAGUACAAAAAAGCAGAAGGAGCCCCUUGAAAAGAAAGUUACUUCUCCUAAAACCAAAAGAGUGGUAAAAAGUGAGGAGCCUUCUGAAGAUGACAUAGGUGCUCCUAAGCCCAAAAAGAUGAAGAAAGAAAAGGAAGUGAAUGGAGAAAUUGGCGAGAAAAGCCCCAAACUGAAGAAUGGAUUCUCUCAUCCUGAAGCUGACUCCAAUGAUGCUGCCAGCGGAGAAAGCAACAGUGAGAUAGAGCAGGAAAUACCUGUGGAACAAAAAGAAGGUGCUUUCUCUAAUUUCCCCAUAUCUGAAGAGACUAUUAAACUUCUCAGAGCUCGUGGUGUGACUUUCCUGUUUCCUAUACAAGCAAAGACCUUUCACCACGUCUAUAGUGGGAAAGACUUAAUUGCACAGGCACGGACAGGCACAGGGAAGACGUUCUCCUUUGCCAUCCCUUUGAUAGAGAAACUUCUGGGGCAGCUGCAAGAUAGGAAGCGAGGCCGUGCCCCCCAGGUACUUGUUCUUGCUCCUACAAGAGAGUUGGCAAAUCAAGUAAGCAGAGACUUCAGUGACAUUACAAAAAAGCUGGCAGUGGCUUGUUUUUAUGGUGGAACUCCAUAUGGAGGUCAAAUCGAACGAAUGCGAAAUGGGAUUGAUAUCCUAGUUGGGACUCCAGGUCGUAUCAAAGACCACCUACAGAAUGGCAAGCUGGAUCUCUCCAAACUUAAGCAUGUUGUCCUGGAUGAAGUUGACCAGAUGUUGGAUAUGGGUUUUGCUGAUCAAGUGGAAGAGAUUUUAUGUGUGGCAUAUAAGAAAGAUUCUGAAGACAAUCCUCAAACACUGCUUUUUUCUGCAACUUGCCCAAGUUGGGUAUUUAAUGUUGCUAAGAAAUACAUGAAAUCUACAUAUGAACAGGUGGACCUGAUUGGCAAAAAGACUCAGAAAACAGCAAUAACGGUGGAGCAUCUGGCUAUUAAGUGCCACUGGACUCAGCGGGCAGCGGUUAUUGGGGAUGUGAUUCGAGUGUACAGUGGCCAUCAAGGGCGCACUAUUGUCUUCUGUGAAACUAAGAAAGAAGCCCAGGAGCUGUCACAGAAUGCCUCAAUAAAGCAGGAUGCUCAGUCAUUACAUGGAGACAUUCCACAGAAGCAAAGGGAAAUCACCCUGAAAGGUUUUAGAAAUGGUGAUUUUGGAGUUAUGGUGGCUACCAACGUUGCUGCACGUGGAUUAGAUAUCCCUGAGGUUGAUUUGGUUGUACAAAGCUGUCCACCAAAGGAUGUCGAGUCCUACAUUCACCGUUCUGGGCGGACGGGCAGAGCUGGAAGGACUGGGGUUUGCAUCUGCUUUUAUCAGCACAAAGAAGAAUAUCAGUUAGCACAAGUGGAGCAGAAAGCGGGAAUUAAAUUUAAACGAAUAGGUGUCCCUUCUCCCACAGAAAUAAUAAAAGCUUCUAGCAAAGACGCUAUCAGGCUUUUGGACUCUGUGCCUCCCACUGCCAUUGGCCAUUUCAAACAGUCAGCUGAGAAGCUGAUAGAAGAGAAGGGAGCUGUGGAGGCCCUGGCAGCAGCGCUGGCCCACAUUUCAGGGGCCACAUCAGUAGACCAGCGCUCCUUGAUCAACUCAGAGGCGGGUUUUGUGACCAUGAUCCUGCGGUGCUCAGUUGAAAUGCCAAACAUCAGUUAUGCUUGGAAAGAACUAAAAGAGCAGCUGGGAGAGGAUAUUGAUUCCAAAGUGAAGGGAAUGGUCUUUCUCAAAGGGAAGCUGGGUGUUUGUUUUGAUGUCCGUACUGCUGCAGUCACAGAAAUACAGGAGAAAUGGCAUGAUUCCAGACGCUGGCAGCUUGCUGUGGCCACAGAGCAGCCAGAGCUGGAGGGACCACGGGAAGGAUUUCGAGGCUCCCGGGGUCGGGAAGGUGGCCGUGGCUUCAGGGGACAGCGAGAUGGAGGCAGAGGCUCCAGGGGACAGAGGGGAGGAAACAGAAACUUCAGGGGACAGAGAUCAGGAGGUGGCAAUAAAAGUAACAGAUCACAGAACUCGGGCCAGAAGCGGAGUUUUAGUAAAGCAUUUGGUCAGUGAUUAGGAGAGGAUUUAUAUGGCAGAAGCAACUAUGUUUGGCAACAUGGAACUGAAUGCUAUUUUUCCACACAAUUAAAAGCACAUUGUGCUUCCAUUUGACCACUUGGCCAGUCUCCAUCCCUUGCAGAGGGGCAGGGUUUAUCUAAAUUAUUUUAUUUGAUCGUUGUUUGUAGCUGUUGUUACUUCUUUUUAUCAGGUUUUAAUUUUAAAGGAAAAUGAAUUCAUUACAUCUUUAUUCUAACACACAUUGUCUAGAUUAUAAGAUUAAAAUCAAGAUGGGCGUGGUGGCUCACGCCUAUAAUCCCAGCACUCGGGAGGUUGAGGCAGGAGGAUCCUAA